Messenger RNA from Lotus japonicus, 522 nucleotides. RefSeq lists its product as uncharacterized. The coding region runs from base 1 to 522 and encodes 173 amino acids. The transcript has a single exon. Lineage: Eukaryota; Viridiplantae; Streptophyta; Magnoliopsida; Fabales; Fabaceae. The record is from RefSeq and is a predicted model, not a curated record.
AUGCAAGUCUUCAAUUUUGUUCGAGAUAGAAUCUGGAAAAAACUCAAAGGUUGGAAUGAGAAGGCCUUAUCGAGAGCAGGGAGAAGUGUUCUCAUCAAAUCAAUUGCCCAAGCUAUUCCAUCUUUUGUCAUGGGACUCUUCUUACUUCCAUCCACUCUUUGUUCCCAAAUUGAAAAAAUGAUCAACAAUUUUUACUGGGGAGGAAAUGCUGAGACUAGGAAACUAAAUUGGAUAAGGUGGGACAGACUUGCAACCCCAAAGAGCAUUGGGGGCCUAGGAUUCAGAUCCUUUCACAACUUUAACAAAGCCAUGUUGGGCAAACAAUGGUGGUGGCUGAUGAGCAGAGGUGAUUCCUUCAUGGCAAGAAUUCUAAAAGCUCGAUACUACCCUAAGUGUGACCUGGGAGAAGCAAGGAAAUGUACCAGCUCGAGCUUCCUAUGGAAAAGCUUGUACUCAGCAAGAGACAUGAUGAACAAAGGCAGCUUAUGGAAAGUUGGAGAUGGCCAAAGAAUUCAAAUAUAG